AUGCAAUUACGAUAUAGAGACUCAGAAAUAACACAAUUUAUAGUGGUAAUAGUCAAGAAAAUUGUACAAUCUGUGAUUUUUCAACAUGUCAACAAUGUAACACUGGUUAUGUAAAGUGGUUUUGUCUAUGCUUGUCCUGUGCAUUCUGUUAAUAUUGUUGAUUAUGCUGAUAUAGUACCAAUAGUAAUUUAAAUUUCUUAAAAUAUUUUACAAUAUGAUACCAAGUAAUUUAAAUAAAAAUUAAUUUUAGACUCCCGUUAUUUAGCAAAAGCAUUUUAUAAUUUUAUAUGAGUACUUCAGAUAUAAAUUAAUACUUUGAUCAAAAUACUCUAACUGGUAAUAAUUUCUUGAGAGGAUAAAAAUUUUCGAUAUUUCCAUCCAAAUUUGCUUUAGAUGAUAUGGAAUAAUGCAAUAGAUAAAAAAUCAUGGAUUAUAUCCAAAGCUCACUAUGCGGUUACUAUUUGAUUUAAUUUUACAUAUGGAGAUGA
Messenger RNA from Paramecium sonneborni, 488 nucleotides. The record is from the annotation of a GenBank genome assembly. Lineage: Eukaryota; Ciliophora; Oligohymenophorea; Peniculida; Parameciidae.